Messenger RNA from Balaenoptera acutorostrata (minke whale), 874 nucleotides. RefSeq names its product basic proline-rich protein-like. NCBI's taxonomy places the organism in Eukaryota, Metazoa, Chordata, Mammalia, Artiodactyla, Balaenopteridae. The transcript has 2 exons. Bases 241 to 750 code for a protein of 169 amino acids. The record is from RefSeq and is a predicted model, not a curated record.
GGGGGCGCGCAGGGCGAGCCGGAAGGAGGGGGCGAGGAUGCCGCGGGGCUCCCCACGCCGCCCCCACAGCACGCGCCAACUUCCCCUCCCGCCUCACCCUCCGGACACCCCCGGUCCACCGACGUGAGGGAUAGCCACCGCCGCGCGCCCCUCCGGCCGCCCCCGCCCGCGUCCCGUGCCCCUCCUCCAGCCCUCCCCGCUCGGGCUCCUCCACGAAACCUUCGAUCACGCUCGGAAAGAAUGUGCUACAACCUCGGCGCGGCCGCGGCCGCCACCACCGCGCCCGCGCCGGAGCCCGAGCCGGAGCCGCCGCUCCCCCGCCUGCCCGGUCGGCCCCGGGCUCGCCACGCGCUGUCCCCGCCGCCGCCCCGCGCUCGCCCCGCACUUGACGCAGUGAGCGCCGCAGCCCGGCUCCCGCCGGCUCCGCUUCUCUCCCCGUCGCAGGCCGAGCCCAGCCCGGCGGGCUCCGGGAGCGGCGGGCAGGGCGCUAGGGGGAGGAGAGCUGUCUGGAGCCAGCGAGGCCGGAGGAGGAAAAGCUGGAGGAAGGAGGGGAAGCCGCCGCCGCCGCCGCCGCCGCGCUCCGGGGACCUGGGCGCGCGCGCUCCUCUCGCCCGUGACCGUGCCUCCGGCCCCUGGCCCGCACCCCGGCCCAGCAGGACCGGCUGGAGCUGGAGGACGCCCGGGCCGAUGGGGAAGGAGGCCCCGGUUCCGGCAGGACGCCGGCAGACGGCGAGAGGCGGCUGGCCGUGAGGGAGGCGCUCCCCCCCCCCACCCCAGCACUCGGGCCGCCCGGCCAUGCGGCUCGGCCCAGUACUCCCCUGAGAGUGCGGGCGCCCUCCCCUCCCGCCCCUCCCGCCCCCUGGGGGCUGCCGCC